This is a messenger RNA of Xyrichtys novacula (pearly razorfish), 5450 nucleotides long. Lineage: Eukaryota; Metazoa; Chordata; Actinopteri; Labriformes; Labridae. The record is from the annotation of a GenBank genome assembly.
AUCGGCAGUUAAACUACAUUACCCAAGAUGCGUUAGAAAAAACAGUGUUUCUGUUACCGAAGGGUUCGGGUUAAGUUUUUGACAUUUAAUCUGUGUUUAACAACGUUUCGUGGGAGUUAUUUAUUGAACUAAAACGUUAAAAGGCGUUAAGAGUCAUACACCUUUAAAUACUCGCUUUCCUCCAUCAGCAGUUAGUCUCAAACCGGGGUUGAACUAUCGACAGGAUGUGACGCAUUUAGUUAGCUUCUGUAUUGUUAGCAUGUGUGCUGUGCUAAAUGUAGGAUAAUUCACGUGUAACUAGAAUUAAGCGUUAAAAGUUUAGUUUAAAAGUCCAGGAUUUGUAAGGAUACUUCUUUUAGUUUGCUAUGGGACUUACUAUGAUGACUACGAAAACGUGAGCGAUGCCCAGGCUGAAUAAGGUACAGAUCAUGCUAACGGUUGAUCAAGUAAACAAUAUUUAACUUUACAAAUAUUAGUAAUAUAUCUCUAAAAGAAUUGCUAAGAGAUAACGAGUGUUUUUUGCAUUCUAAAUAUAAAAAGUGUAGCAUUUUAUACAGGGAAAUAAAUGUAAACCGUGGGCUGUUUAUUCAUAUUUAACUGGAGGUGAUAUUAUAUAUGUAUAUAGGGGAUAAUUUUCAGGUCAGCACACAGCUAAACUUGUGUUUUUCCUUCUGCAGAGUCAGCUCAGUUCUUUAUCAAACUCCUGAGAUUUCUGCUGGUAUGUAGCUCCACACAGCUGCUGCUCAAUCCUCGUGUUUACGUCUCUGUCGUGGGUUCAAUGGGGAAAAGGAAAGACAUGAUUCACCCCAGGUUCCUCGGUGAGUUUAGAAAUAUACACAAUAACUGUAUUAUUAGGGAAAAGAAACAGAUAUAACGCCGGCAAGCGUUCACACCAAGUGAUUUUCAGUAAAUGAUGAUUACCAUACAAUGCACAUGUGAUAGGAUACACAUACGAUUUUUUUUUCAUAGAGUAUGAUAAAAAAGUCACAAUAUUAUGAUGAAUGUCAUAUUAUACCGUGAUGUAAAUGUUUGCUGAAAAAUUAGAAUGUUAAAAUGUCAAAUUUUAGUGUGAAAAAAAUUUAUAUUUUAACCUGAAAAAAUGUCAUGGUAUAGUAUGAUAAAAAUGUCAUAGUAUAGUAUGUAAACAAUGUCAAAAUUUAGUGUGAAUACAAAUUUCAUAUUUUAACCUGAAAAAAAUGUCAUAGUAUAGUAUGAUAAAAAUGUCAUAGUAUAGUAUGUUAAAAAUGUCAAAUUUUUGUGUGAAAAAAAUUUCAUAUUUUCACUUGAAAUAAAAUGUCAUAGUAUAGUAUGAUAAAAAUGUCAUAGUAUAGUAUGUUAAAAAUGUCAAAUUUUAGUGUGAAAAAAAAAUUCAUAUUUUAACCUGAAAAAAAUGUCAUAGUAUAGUAUGAUAAAAAUGUCAUAGUAUAGUAUGUUAAAAAUGUCAAAUUUUGGUGCGAAAAAAAAUUUCAUAUUUUCACUUGAAAAAAAUGUCAUAGUAUAGUAUGAUAAAAAUGUCAUAGUAUAGUAUGUUAAAAAUGGCAAAUUUUAGUGUGAAAAAAAAAAUCAUAUUUUAACCUGUAAAAAAUGUCAUAGUAUAGUAUGAUAAAAAUGUCAUAGUAUAGUAUGUUAAAAAUGUCAAAAUUGAGUGUGAAAAAAAUUUCAUAUUUUAACCUGAAAAAAUGUCAUAGUAUAGUAUGAUAAAAAUGUCAUAGUAUAGUAUGUAAACAAUGUCAAAAUUUAGUGUGAAUAAAAAUUUCAUAUUUUAACCUGAAAAAAAUGUCAUAGUAUAGUAUGAUAAAAAUGUCAUAGUAUAGUAUGUUAAAAAUGUCAAAUUUUAGUGUGAAAAAAAUUUCAUAUUUUAACCUGAAAAAAAUGUCAUAAUUUAGUAUGAUAAAAAUGUCAUAGUAUAGUGAGUUAAAAAUGUCAAAUUUUUGUGAAAAAAAAAAUCAUAUUUUAACCUGAAAAAAAUGUCAUAGUAUAGUAUGAUAAAAAUGUCAUAGUAUAGUAUGUUAAAAAUGUCAAAAUUGAGUGUGAAAAAAAUUUCAUAUUUUCACUUGGAAAAAAAAUGACAUAGUAUAGAAUGAUAAAAACGUCAUAGUAUAGAAUGUUAAAAAUGUCAAAAUUUAGUGUGAAGAAAAAUUUCAUAUUUUCACUUGAAAAACAAUGUCAUAGUAUAAUAUGAAAAAAAAGGUCAGUAUAAUAUGAUAAAAAUGUCAUAGUAUAGUACGUUAAAAAUGUCAAAAUUUAGUGUGAAAAAAAAUUUCAUAUUUUAACCUGAAAAAAAUGUCAUAGUAUAGUAUGAAAAAAAAAUGUCAUAGUAUAGUAUGUUAAAAAUGUCAAAUUUUAGUGUGAAAUAAAAUUUCAUAUUUUAACCUGAAAAAAAUGUCAUAGUAUAAUAUAAUAAAAAUGUCAUAGUAUAGUAUGUUAAAAAUGACAAAAUUGAGUGUGAAAAAAAUUUCAUAUUUUCACUUGGAAAAAAAAUUUCAUAGUAUAGUAUGAUAAAAAUGUCAUAGUAUAGUAUGUUAAAAAUGUCAAAACUUAGUGUGAAAAAAAAUUUCAUAUUUUAACCUGAAAAAAAUGUCAUAGUAUAGUAUGAUAAAAAUGUCAUAGUAUAGUAUGUUAAAAAUGUCAAAUUUUUGUGUGAAAAAAAUUUCAUAUUUUCACUUGAAAAAAAUGUCAUAGUAUAGUAUGAUAAAAAUGUCAUAGUAUAGUAUGUUAAAAAUGGCAAAUUUUAGUGUGAAAAAAAAAAUCAUAUUUUAACCUGUAAAAAAUGUCAUAGUAUAGUAUGAUAAAAAUGUCAUAGUAUAGUAUGUUAAAAAUGUCAAAAUUGAGUGUGAAAAAAAUUUCAUAUUUUCACUUGGAAAAAAAAUGACAUAGUAAAGUAUGAUAAAAAUGUCAGUAUAGUACGUUAAAAAUGUCAAAAUUUAGUGUGAAAAAAAAAUUCAUAUUUUAACCGGAAAAAAUGUCAUAGUAUAGUAUGAUAAAAAUGUCAUAGUAUAGUAUGUUAAAAAUGUCAAACUUAAGUGUGAAAAAAGAUUUAAGAUUUUCACUUGAAAAAAAAUGUCAGUAUAGUAUGAUAAAAAUGUCAUAGUGUAGUUGGAAAAAAAUGUCAUAGGCAAGGCAAGGCAUGACAAGUUUAUUUGUACAUCACCACAAAAACACAAGGCAAUAUCACGUUUUUUACAAUUGGAAGAAAAUACAUUAAAAAAAUUAAUAAACACUUUAAAAUCAAAAGACAAAAAUAUUUAAAACCACAAAGACAUUAAAUGAUUUUAAAUCACCAAGACAAACAAAUUAAUUUUUCAUCUGCUCAAUGUUUGUCCUGAACACCAUGAAAAGCAUUGUUUCCUAGAAAAACAAAAUUGGCCAUAGUAAGUAUAGUAAGUUUAAAGAAAAGGUCUCAAGAAAGGUCUUAUGAUAAAAAUGUAACAAUAUGGUAUGUUAAAAAUGUCAUAUAAAGUAUGAUAAAAGAGUCAUAGUAUGAUAAUAAAAUCUCAUAUUGUUGUAUGAUAGAAAUGUCAUACUAUAGAAUAAUGAAAAAUAUCAUAGUAAAUUAUGUUAAAAAUCAUGGCAUAGUAUAGUAUGUUAAAAAAUGUCAUUGUACAGUAUGAUAAAAUGUCAUAGUAUAGUAUGUUAAUAAUUUCAAGUUUUGGGGUGAAAAAAGAUUUCACAUUUUUACUUGAAAAAAUUACAUAGUAUAGCUCCUUAAAUCCUAAGACCUUGUAAUUCAUGUACCGGUUCUUGUCGUCUGCAGGUGAGGGGGGCUCAGGCUUGCACAGCGUCCACAAAAGGAAACACAAAAAACACAAGAAGCACAAGAGGAAGCACCACAGCUUUACAGAGGUACCUGAGCCUGAGCCUGUGGUGGUUCCUCGUCCUCCUCCUCAGCUCAGGCUGAAGAUCAAACUGGGAGGACAGACGCUGGGGACAAAGAGGUGAGACAGGGUCAAACACUUCUGAGCUCUGUCUUAUCAAACCCUUCAGAUCACUGAAUCAGAUUUUCUUCUUCAUGUUCUCUCUCUGUAGUGUUCCCACCUUCACCGUACACCCUGGUGUGGCCUGUCCGCCUUCCCCUUUAAUGAUCAUACACAACGAUGUGGAUGACGAUGAUGAAGACGAUGACGAUGAGGAGGAUGAUGAUGAGCCUUCUGUGCCUCUUGAGCAGUAUAGAGCCUGGCUAGGUUAGUUACUAAGAAGUAGAUAUCACAGCUAAGCUUCAGUGGAUUUCUCCUUCUCCGAUCAGCUCCUCCACAUCCUUACAGAAGACCGUUUGUCAGUUUGGUCUGAUGAUAAAUCCACAUUUUUACUUUCCCCCUAUGUCAGAUGAAGACAGUAACCUUGCCACGUCUCCCAUGCCAGACAUGGACUCAGACUCGAUGCUGGGCGGGCCUGUAGAUGAGGAGGAGAGGUGGCUGGACGCUCUGGAGAAAGGCGAGCUUGAUGACAACGGAGAGCUGAAGAAGGAGGUGGAUGAGUCUCUGCUGACGGCGCGACAGGUGAGGAAGAAUUUAGAGUAAGUGUUUUUACGAAAGCAGAUCAUCCACAGAAAUCUCUGAGUGUGUUUUUCAUCGUUUGUGUUCAGAAAGCUCUGCUACACAAGCAGCAGAGCCAGCCUCUCCUGGAGCUGCCCAUGGGCUACAAGGAGAAGGAGAUGACCGCGGAGAUGAUGCAGAAGCGGGAGGAACGAGCCCGGAAGCGCCGCCUGCAGGCCGCCAAGAAAGCGGAAGAGAACAAGAACCAGACCAUCGAGAGGCUCACCAAAACCAGCAAGGCCAAGAUCAAGAGCAUGAGAGAGAGGAAGUCCAAGCAGAGCCAGGUCCCCAUGGUCCGCUACAGCGACUCAAUCCAGGGCGUGAACAUCUCCUUCCCCACAGGGGUGCCAACUCCAGCGCCGGCACCUACCUGUCCUCCACCUGCAGCUCCUGUGAACUGUGGAGUCAGCGGCUGCUCCAACUUGAAGAAGUACUCGUGCUCGAAGACCGGGGUCCCGCUCUGCAGUCUGGAGUGCUACAAGACGAACCUGCAGCUGGUUCAGGGCGCUGCAUGAACUACUUACGUGUCCUUCUGACUCCACGCAGAAGAAAAUUGUGACUGAGCAGAUGUAUACAGCCUGUUUUGAGGUUUUCAGAGUAAACAGAUCUUUGUUUUUCUGAAUAAAAACUUUUUUUUAUCAGCCUUUACAUAGGUGGUGUCGUACGAACAAUUAUGGUUUCCCUGCAGUGAUUUAAUUAUGAACAACAAACUGUAUCUGUGUCCCGCUUCAUCAAACAUGGUGAUAUUUAUGAUUCACAUCACAGGAGUGUUUAUCAAGAAAGACAAAGUUCAUAUUUUUGUACAUGUCUGAAAGAAAAUAGAUUUUUUUGUUUGUGAAAUCAUGUUUAGAGGCUGACAAUUAGCUGAUUUAAAUGCAAGAGAAAUAAAAGAACUACUGCAUUCCAUCUUUAAUGUCA